AAUUCGCAUAAAAGGAAAUUCUCUCUCUCUCUCUCUCUCAUAUUCUCUCUCGAUCAAUCUCCAUCUUCAGACACACAAAUGUACUAAUCAUCAUUAAAAAAUAAUGAUGAUUGAUUAAACAAGCAAAAUCUUCAUUUUCUCUCUAGAAAACUAGUUUAAUUUCGAAUUUUGUGUGAUCCUGUAAAAUUAUAAUGGUGGCUAUGGAUGAUACGGAGAGCUGCGGCAGCCGAGCCACGGAGCCGGCAUCCCCAAAGAAGAGUAGCCAGCAGAGACAGCGGCUCGAAGUUUUUCGCGAAGUGCUCAGUCGGCUCCAGGAUUUGAAUCAGGAAGAAGCUAAACUGCCCGGCUUCGAAGACCAGCUAUGGCAACACUUCAAUCGUCUUCCUGAAAGAUAUGCGUUGGAUGUGAAUGUGGAAAGAGCUGAAGAUGUACUCACGCAUAAAAGAUUGCUGCAUCUGGCGGAGGAUCCUGCUAAUAGACCUGCCUUCGAAGUUCGCCUUGUUCAGGUUCCUCCUGCGUCUGAUGGAAAUUCAGCAGAUGCUGAUCAUAUGGAUUCUUCAGCAAACGAAGAAGGUCAAAGUUACUCUAGUCGUUCUCCUAGCCGGCAGGGAAUCCAUCCUCCACCUACUUUUGGUUCGGCAGCAAAUCUUGAAGCCCUUGCCUGUCAAGCUAAUGGAAGUCAUGACAAUAAUUCAAACGGUGAUGUCAAUUCAACUUCACGAACUCCUCGGCCCAUGCACGAAAUCACUUUUUCCACAAUCGACAGGCCCAAAUUGCUGAGUCAGUUGACUCUCUUACUUUCUGAGAUUGGUCUGAACAUUGAAGAAGCCCAUGCAUUUUCAACUACCGAUGGAUUCUCAUUAGAUGUCUUUGUUGUUGGUGGGUGGCCAUAUGAGGAAACCGAGCUGCUUAGAAGUGAGGUGCAAAAGGAGAUCUUAAAGGACAAGGAGCAACCUUUUCCAGAUCAACAUUCUCUUUCAGCCAUUAAUCAGAAUGUCCCAGAAGUUCCUGAAUUCAUCGCUGAACAUGUUAAAAUACCUACUGAUGGAACUGACGUCUGGGAAAUUGACUCCCACUUGCUGAAAUUUGAAGGCAAAGUUGCAUCUGGUUCAUUUGGUGAUCUUUAUAAAGGAACAUACUGUAGUCAGGAAGUAGCUAUAAAAAUUCUCAUGCCCGAGCGAGUUAAUGUCGAUAUGUUGAAAGAGUUCUCCCAGGAAGUUUUCAUUAUGAGAAAAGUUCGGCACAAGAAUGUUGUUCAAUUUAUCGGUGCAUGCACAAGACCCCCAAACCUGUGCAUUGUGACUGAGUUCAUGUCUAGAGGAAGUGUGUACAACUUUCUGCACAAACGAAAAGGUUUCUUUAAGCUUCCUACUCUGUUGAAAGUGGCAAUUGAUAUUUCAAAGGGAAUGAGUUAUCUUCACCAAAAUAACAUAAUCCAUCGGGAUCUAAAGACUGCCAAUCUUCUGAUGGAUGAACACGAAGUCGUUAAGGUUGCUGAUUUUGGAGUGGCCAGGGUGCAAGCUGAAACCGGAGUGAUGACUGCAGAAACUGGUACAUAUCGUUGGAUGGCUCCUGAGGUAAUUGAACAUAAACCAUAUGACCACAAGGCUGAUGUUUUCAGCUUCGCGAUAGUGCUAUGGGAACUUCUAACAGGACAAAUUCCAUAUGCCUUUCUAACACCUUUACAAGCAGCAGUUGGAGUGGUUCAACAUGGACUGAGGCCGACCAUUCCAAAGAACACUCACCCGAAGCUUGCAGAACUGCUCGAGAAAUGCUGGCAACAAGAUCCAACUCUACGACCCGAUUUUGACACGAUUUUAGAAAUUUUGCAUCAAAUUGCAAAGGAGGUUGGAGAUGAUGGAGAAGAUAAGAACAAGGAUAAAUCAAUUGGUGGUUUUUUCUCCUCUCUUAGAAGGGGACAUCACUGAAUUUCGACGAUAAAAGAAAUUACGAUGGACAUAACUUUUUUACAUCGUUAUCGAAUUUCGAAUAUUGAUAAAAGGAAUAGUAUGUGGCCGCAGGAUUUCAUGUGUACAGCAUAUUGUGUUUUUUAUCAAUCUGAAUGUUACUUGGCUUUUCCAGUGAAAAUUUCUCAUCUUUGUUUGAAGUUAUUCUCUUCUACUUUCCAAGCAGCUGGGGACAAUUUGGCCGUGGUA
Molecule: messenger RNA, 2156 nt
Organism: Olea europaea var. sylvestris
Lineage: Eukaryota; Viridiplantae; Streptophyta; Magnoliopsida; Lamiales; Oleaceae
Product: serine/threonine-protein kinase STY17
Exons: 16
Coding region: 192-1928 (578 amino acids)
Biological process (GO): protein phosphorylation
Molecular function (GO): protein kinase activity; ATP binding
Source: RefSeq, a predicted model, not a curated record